GCACUUGCUCAGGAAAUUGCUUGCUGUAUGGGCAUGGAGCUCGGAAAGGUCGACAUAAAGAGGUUUGCGGAUGGAGAGAUAUAUGUGCAGCUGCAAGAGAGUGUUAGGGGAUGUGACGUCUAUUUAGUGCAGCCUACUUGCUCUCCUUCCAAUGAGCAUCUGAUGGAGCUCAUGAUUUUGAUAGAUGCUUGCCGAAGAGCAUCUGCCAAGGAAGUCACAGCCGUGAUUCCAUAUUUUGGAUAUGCUCGAGCUGACAGGAAGACACAAGGGCGUGAAUCCAUUGCUGCCAAACUGGUUGCUAACCUUAUCACCGAAGCUGGUGCGGAUCGAAUUCUUGCUUGUGAUCUUCAUUCAGGCCAGUCCAUGGGUUACUUUGACAUUCCCGUGGACCAUGUGCAAUGUCAGCCGGUGAUACUUGAUUAUCUUGCAAGCAAGUCAAUUUCCUCGGGAGACUUAGUGGUGGUCUCCCCCGAUGUUGGAGGGGUUGCCAGGGCACGUGCGUUUGCAAAGAAACUAUCAGAUGCUCCCCUUGCCAUUGUUGAUAAAAGGCGCCAUGGUCACAAUGUUGCCGAGGUCAUGAAUCUGAUUGGUGAUGUAAGAGGAAAGGUGGCAGUCAUGGUGGAUGACAUGAUUGACACCGCGGGAACAAUAGUGAAAGGAGCAGCGCUUUUGCACGAGGAGGGGGCAAGAGAUGUCUAUGCGUGCUGCACCCACGCCGUUUUCAGUCCGCCGGCGAUAGAGAGAUUAUCGGGGGGAUUGCUUCAAGAAGUGAUAGUGACGAACACUCUCCCGGUGGCGGAGAAGAAUUACUUCCCGCAGUUAACGAUUUUAUCGGUGGCUAAUCUCCUGGGAGAGACCAUUUGGCGUGUCCAUGAUGAUAGCUCCGUCAGUAGCAUUUAUCUCUGACCCACAUUUUUUCGGCUCGGCAGCUUCUCUUGC
Messenger RNA from Tarenaya hassleriana, 939 nucleotides. RefSeq names its product ribose-phosphate pyrophosphokinase 2, chloroplastic. Gene Ontology annotation, biological process: 5-phosphoribose 1-diphosphate biosynthetic process; purine nucleotide biosynthetic process; ribonucleoside monophosphate biosynthetic process. Gene Ontology annotation, molecular function: ribose phosphate diphosphokinase activity; magnesium ion binding. The transcript is spliced from 7 exons. The coding region runs from base 28 to 906 and encodes 292 amino acids. Lineage: Eukaryota; Viridiplantae; Streptophyta; Magnoliopsida; Brassicales; Cleomaceae. The record is from RefSeq and is a predicted model, not a curated record. Gene Ontology annotation, cellular component: cytoplasm; ribose phosphate diphosphokinase complex.